UACACCCUGACCGGUGAGCGGAAAACCAACGUUUCCAGCACGAACAGGCAAAGGGAUGCACAUGUUCUCGCCGCAGACAUGACUUAAAAAAUACAACCUUUUUGAAUGGAUUCAACCUAAAAACAUUGUGCUCAUAUAUGGAAUUGAAUUUGUUAACGGUGCCACAGUGAGGAGUUCUGAGGUAGUGACACACUUCCUCAGAGGUGAGCCGGGUUGCAGUGACAUGGUAAUAGUUUCUGAAUGGCUCCGGACAGCAAUGGACCAGAGGAGCAUCUGUGGUUUGCCCAUGACUGAUGAAGACACUGGUUUGGAGGCUUUUGCCUCACCACUGGCGGGGUAUUUGGGAAAAGUUCAAGAAAGAGCUGCCUCUCUAGAGGUUUGUCCCUGGUGUACCUCAAAGGGCUUGAACUAUGCUCUGCGCUCGUACCGCAUCAACUUACAGGAGUCAGUCACACUCUGCACAAACCCACAGUGCCUUUUCCCCUUGGUCAGCCGGUCUUUGGAGGAUGUUUUGGCCAGCUUGGUUCCUGUGAAGCCUCCUGUUGGGAGCAAAAAAAGAAAUGCUGUGGCACUGGAAGAAGAAAAACCGGAAAACAAACGUCUGCGACCAAGUGAUCAGGACAGACAAAGUCUUACAGGCACACUUACCAGUCAAUUGGAGCCUGUUUCUGUAAACGCUGUUUGUAAUGGCCAACAUGCAGCACCAAAGACGGACAGUGGAAUACCAAAUGGAUCACAAGAAUCACAAGAAAAAGAUGUCAAAGAUAAGGAGCCAGAGAAUGCUACUUAUACGAAUGGUUUUGUUUCUCCAUGCUCAACCUCAGCUGGACAGCUGCAGAGCUCAUCAGAUGCCUUGUUUAUCAAUGAAGUGGACGAGUGUGAGACAGAGGAGAAAGACAACUUUAGGCAGGUGAAGAAUCCUCCUGAGACACCAAACAGGCGCUGCAUUUUGGACUCCAGUGAGUGCCUUUUCAUACAUCAGGACAUUCAUUCAACCAAAAUCAAUACUCCAUCGCCUCAGCACAGUGAGCUGGUAGAAAGGACGAGACAGAAAUCACAGACUGCAGACAAGACCACGUGUAAGGACAUACAAGGCGUUAAGUCAGAGGCAGAUAUCGGUCUAACAGAGGCAGAUGAGCUUGUAGCUGCUCCCAGUCAGCUUUUCUGGAAGAAUAGCGAUAACCUGUGUUGGCUAGACUCUCUGCUUGUUGCUUUGGUAAACUGCAAGAUCCUGAGAAAGUUUACAGCUAAAGAUGGGCCCAAGGAAUCUUCUGUUUGCAGGCUGCUGCGAAAAUAUGAAGACAUUUGUGCUUCUGUCCAAGCUCAUCACAGAACCUGCAAAGAUGGCAUUGUGAGGGUUCCUCAUCAUGUGCUGCAAAAAGCUGAGGAAGACCUACAAACUCUCAGGAUGUCGAUCUUCAAACUUCUGCAGCCAAAGCUGCAAUGCAAACUGGGUGUCGAGGAAACGCCUGUGUUUGCCAUGCCGCUUCUGCUUACCACAGACUCAUGGGCGGAGCCUCUCUUCCAGACAACCUUCCACUGGGAGUUCAAGUGUAAAGAAUGCAAAGUUGCCAUGACAGAAAGAGUCAUGAAGACUCUUCCUACCUUCACAAAAAUCUUAUCUGAUUGGCAUCCUCUUCACGCCGUCCACUCCGCCCCGUGUAAUGUGUGUGGCAAGAAGGAUCAGAGAAGGACAAUGUUAAUGGAGAGUUUGCCUCCAGUAUUCUUGCUGCACUUUGUAGAGGGCCUUCCUGACAACGAUGUCAGAGUCUACACCUUCACCUUUAAGGGCAAACGCUACUCAGUCACCACCGUCAUACAGUACGAACAGCAACUGAAGCACUUUGUCACCUGGACUCGAAACCCUGACGGAUCCUGGGUGGAGUACGAUGACCUUAAAUAUCCAGACUGUAACAUUCAUCACAAGCUCCCGGUAACUGCUCGGGAGAUGCACAUCGUCCUCUGGGAGGCCGAGGACGAUGAGGAGCCUCGCAUCUGUUCUCCUUCAAGCACGUUUACUGAAUCUCCACCAUCUAAACACGAGACAAACUCUGCUGUAUGUGACAAAGACUUAAAAGCAGAUGAACUUCUAGCUUCAGAUCAGUCAAUUUUCAUGUCCCAUGAGGACUCGGACAUUGUGUGUGCACUCUCAGCAUCUGAAAACACAACAGUCACAGCAGGUCUUGAUGCAUCGAUAGGUUCAACAACACUACUGGACACUUUUGAAGGCCUCAGCCACAAUGACAUCAUCACGCUCACACUUGUGGAAUUAAAACCUGAUUCAGAAAGUCCACCACAAAGUCAGAAUAUGGUCACUCCCAGUGAUAAUGAAAUACUUGACUCUACACCAGACAGUUCCUCUGCUGUUGUACAUAUAGAAAACUCUCACAGCCAUGAUGUGGAGCUUUCUGCCCCCCCAGAUUCCUCUGCAUCUGAAGACAGCUCGUCCAGCGAUCCCACGUUUGUGCCACCUGCCAGAAAGACAAGAGGAGCUGGCAGAGGAAAAUCUGUCUCAAGACAAAACACAAAAAAGUCAACCUCAUCCAAAACUGUCCUGAAUGUUUCUGCAUCAUCUGAGCUGCCCAAAGUGAUCAGUAACAAACCUGAAGAUGCUCCAGCUCCUGUGGAAAAUACUCAGCAAGUGUCCCCUGUUUCUUCUACUGAUGCCUCUCCCAUGUGCACUGGUAAGGACAGUCCUGCAGUGCCGUCACCGCUAGAUCAGAACGUCCGAUGGUCUUUCCUCCUCAGUCAGCACCCACUGCACAAAUCUAAAAUUCCACCCACCCCUGCAGCACAAGUGAAGAAAUCCCCUCCUCAAUCUUACUCCACACCAAACCCUGUGAGAAAACCACAGAUCUCUGGAGGAGUCUUCCCCAAACCGCAGCUAAAAACAGAGAAGAGUGACGGACUCCCGCUGAAAGCUGCAGAAAUGUACGGAGCAUUUGGCUCAAAGAGCUCAAUCCCACCAAGUCACCUUCCACCCUCUGUGCUUCCCUGUGACAAAUCAAACCUUUUAAAACCCCUCAAUUUACUCUCAAACACUACAGUUACAUCUGGUACGUCACUUUCUAUUCUUAGAGAAAAGGAAAUGUCCUCCUCUGGAAAACACAGCAGCCAUUCUUCAAAGAUUCCUCCAGGUCUCACCUCCACUGAAGCCCUCAGGUACAGGCUGAUCAAGAAACUAAAGGCAAAGAAGAGAAAGCUUGCUAAGCUUAAUGAAAUGUUGGGGCAUCAGGGCGGAGCUGGCCUCCGACCGGACAGCACUGACUUGGGCUCUCCCAACACCGUCACCUCCAGCACCUACGACGGCUCCAUCUGUGACGACUUCCUCUCCGACUUGCUUUCACCAGCGACGACGGCCAGCAACCUCUCACCAGACAGCACGGGCUUCCUCGAGAUGCUCGCCAGUGGGCAGGAUGGAGCCGAGCAGCUGGACUGCAGGGUCGUAGCAAACGGUGCAGCAUUACAGUCAAACUCAUUUGUGAAUGAGCCAAACAGAGAUAACUUUCUGGAAGAGUUUCUAUCACAGGCAGUGGCUCAGAGGUCGACAGGUGAUGAGAUGGAGGCAUUUAGCUCUCUGGAUUUUUUUGUGUGAGCUGCAUGUCUGAAAAAAUUAGGAAAAAUUAUUUCUUCAACAAUGUUAUCUUGAGUCACCGGUUGCUGCUUAGCUUGAAUUUCCACAGUUUGCCAGUUAAGAGUAGUAAAACAUCAGAGGGCAUCUAUAUUUAUAUAAAUAUGGAUAGUUUGAAUAAAGCAGUAUGUGUCUGGUCUUGUAUAUUCAAUCAUAGAUGAUUUCGUUAAACGAAUUUGAACUUUCCUACAAGUUUGGCACUUAGUUGUUAAUAUAGAAACUGUAUUUAAGUGGUUUGUAUGAAUUUAUGUUUACAUUUGAAGCUGUUUAAUGGCCGUUUUAUGUUCGGCAAAUUACUUGAAUUCCAAUGAUGAAUAUUUUGUGGUGUUUAAUAAAUCCUCUAGAUCACUCUAGAAUUUCAAACAUG
This is a messenger RNA of Cheilinus undulatus (humphead wrasse), 3998 nucleotides long. It is a transcript of the gene uspl1, whose product is annotated as ubiquitin specific peptidase like 1. Gene Ontology annotation, cellular component: Cajal body. Bases 224 to 3595 code for a protein of 1123 amino acids. Gene Ontology annotation, biological process: protein desumoylation; Cajal body organization. The transcript has 10 exons. NCBI's taxonomy places the organism in Eukaryota, Metazoa, Chordata, Actinopteri, Labriformes, Labridae. Gene Ontology annotation, molecular function: SUMO binding. The record is from RefSeq and is a predicted model, not a curated record.